Messenger RNA from Salvia hispanica, 789 nucleotides. RefSeq names its product Small nuclear ribonucleoprotein family protein. The record is from RefSeq and is a predicted model, not a curated record. Gene Ontology annotation, molecular function: RNA binding. Gene Ontology annotation, biological process: mRNA splicing, via spliceosome; nuclear-transcribed mRNA catabolic process. Gene Ontology annotation, cellular component: catalytic step 2 spliceosome; U2-type prespliceosome; spliceosomal tri-snRNP complex. Lineage: Eukaryota; Viridiplantae; Streptophyta; Magnoliopsida; Lamiales; Lamiaceae.
AUUUAUUUAUGUAAGUCAGAUUCUGCGCAACCUAAAUAAACGAGAGCAGGGGAACUGCGGAAGUAAAUCCGAAGGCGGGAAGACGAAACUAGGGCAUAGUUCUCAGUUUCCCAAAUUGAAUUCCAUUUCAAAAUCAACUGAACUGCAGUCUGCAAUUCAUUCAGCUACAAACGCAGUCGAUCGAAGCUCAAAAUGUCUGGCAGAAAAGAAACUGUUCUGGACUUAGCUAAAUUCGUUGACAAGGGUGUUCAAGUCAAACUAACUGGUGGAAGGCUGGUGACUGGAACUUUAAAAGGCUAUGACCAGUUGCUCAAUCUUGUUUUGGAUGAAGCAGUAGAAUUUCUUAGAGAUCCAGAAGAUCCCCUAAAGACAACUGAUCAGACCCGCCGCAUUGGCUUAAUAGUUUGCCGAGGAACUGCUGUUAUGCUCGUUUCCCCAACAGAUGGAACAGAUGAGAUUUCCAAUCCAUUCGUUCAGCCUGAUGGGGCAUAGAUGCUGCAUCCCUACGUGAGAUCCUACUUUUAUAGGAGACUUCAAGAAAUGGGCAUUACUUUGCAACUUCUGGAGUAUGUUUCCCCUACUUCUCUUCUAUCAUUGUCAGAUUUAAUAGUUGUGCCAUGGCAGUGAUGAGAAAUAUGCUUAAAUGUGUUAAUCUUUGUCAGAUUUAGACAAUAUUUGGAUAUUUCACAGUGAACACUAGUAGUUCUACUGCACUGACCCUUAUCUUGAUUCUGUGAUCUGUUAUACAUUCGCAAUAGACAUUGGUAAUCCGGAAACUAUUUGUCCAAA